Molecule: messenger RNA, 1203 nt
Organism: Anolis carolinensis (green anole)
Lineage: Eukaryota; Metazoa; Chordata; Lepidosauria; Squamata; Anolidae
Product: alpha-soluble NSF attachment protein-like
Exons: 1
Coding region: 44-940 (298 amino acids)
Biological process (GO): SNARE complex disassembly; regulation of synaptic vesicle priming; synaptic transmission, glutamatergic
Cellular component (GO): terminal bouton; synaptobrevin 2-SNAP-25-syntaxin-1a complex; vacuolar membrane
Molecular function (GO): syntaxin binding; soluble NSF attachment protein activity
Source: RefSeq, a predicted model, not a curated record
ACCAUAGACUGCGUUUGGGGCUGCUGUUGCCGCCUAAGCCGCCAUGGCAAUGGAUACGAGCGGCAAGGAGAAAGAAGCCCUUCAGCUCCUGGCCGAAGCGGACAAGAAAGUGUGCGGCUCCCACGGCUUCUUCUCGGGACUCUUCGGGGGCGGCUCCUCCAGGGUUGAAGAAGCAUGUGAUAUCUAUGCAAGGGCAGCCAAUAUGUUUAAAAUGGCAAAGAACUGGAGUGCUGCUGGGAAUGCUUUCGGCCAGGCUGCUCAGUUGCACCUCCAGUUGCAGAACAAACAUGAUGCAGCCAUGAGUUUUGUGGAUGCGGGUAAUGCCUUCAAGAAAGCAGAUCCUCAAGAGGCCAUUAACUGUCUCCUCAGAUCUAUUGAGAUCUACACAGACAUGGGCCGUUUCACUAUUGCAGCCAAACACCACAUAACAAUAGCAGAGAUCUAUGAAACAGAACUGGUAGACAUUGAAAAGGCAAUAGCUCAUUAUGAACAAGCUGCAGAUUACUAUAAAGGUGAAGAAUCUAAUAGCUCUGCUAACAAGUGUUUGCUGAAAGUGGCUACUUACGCAGCUCAGCUGGAGCAGUACCAGAAGGCUAUUGAGAUCUAUGAGCAGGUGGGCACCAGUGCCAUGGACAGUCCCCUGCUGAAGUACAGUGCAAAGGAGUACUUUUUCAAAGCGGCCCUCUGCCAUUUCUGCAUUGACAUGCUCAACGCUAAGUUGGCUGUACAGAAAUAUGAAGAAAUGUUCCCGGCUUUCUCUGACUCCAGAGAGUGCAAACUGGUUAAAAAAUUGCUGGAUGCUCAUGAGGAACAGAACAUUGAUAGCUACACUGAAUCAGUGAAGGAGUAUGAUUCUAUUUCUCGCCUUGACCAAUGGCUCACUACCAUGCUCCUGCGCAUCAAGAAGACCAUACAGGGUGAAGAGGAGGACCUGCGCUAAGCCCUGCCCGAACCUGCCCUCUGCCCCUCAUCAGCAGAAUCUGGUGGGGAGAAGGAGGCGUCUCGGCCCAAAGGAACUGGACUUGAAUGGCAAAUUGUUUAUUAUCGCUACCUUUCUCAUAACCCCUCUCCCUGCCACCUCAUCUUUGUACCGCAAAAGACAGGGCAGGGGAGUGUCAGUUGUGGACUAGCUCUGACUGGAGAGAGAUGAAGGCUGUAACAUGAAGUUUCUCCAUUUUUGUUGCCUCAUUUUCCCCUUCUCAG